AAGAAGUAGAUGUGAGAGGGUGGUGCUGGAGGGUGGGAGGGUAGGAGCGCGAGGCCUGGGCCGGAAGCUAGGUGAGUCCGGCAUCCGAGCCGAGGCGGACCUUAGGCUAAACCGCCGCUGCUACCCAGCCUGAGUAUCUAGUCUCCAACCCUGAUGGGAUUCGCUUCCAAACCGUCUAGAGCCUGCAGCGACCCAGUCUCUGGCCCAGGUUCACUGCAGCUGUCCAGAGGUCCCCGGGAGCAGCUGCUGGAGAGCCCGUUUCUGCAGGAACCUAUGGAGCCAUUCCGUAGUGCCAUUCCGAGCAACGCACCGCCGCAGCUUCUCUGAGCCUUUCCAGCAAGUCUGUUCAAGAUUGGCUCCCAAGAAUCAUGGACUGUUAUUAUAUGCCUUGUUUUCUGUCAAGACACCAUGAUUCCUGGUAACCGAAUGCUGAUGGUUGCUUUAUUAUGCCAAGUCCUGCUAGGAGGCGCGAGCCAUGCUAGUUUGAUACCUGAGACCGGGAAGAAAAAAGUCGCCGAGAUUCAGGGCCACGCGGGAGGACGCCGCUCAGGGCAGAGCCAUGAGCUCCUGCGGGACUUCGAGGCGACGCUUCUGCAGAUGUUCGGGCUGCGCCGCCGCCCGCAGCCCAGCAAGAGCGCCGUCAUCCCGGAUUACAUGAGGGAUCUCUACCGGCUCCAGUCUGGGGAGGAGGAGGAGGAAGAGCAGAGCCAGGGAGCGCGGCUGGAGUACCCCGAGCGUCCGGCCAGCCGGGCCAACACUGUGAGGAGUUUCCAUCACGAAGAACAUCUGGAGAACAUCCCAGGGACCAGUGAGAACUCUGCUUUUCGUUUCCUCUUCAACCUCAGCAGCAUCCCAGAGAAUGAAGUGGUCUCCUCUGCAGAGCUCCGGCUGUUUCGGGAGCAGGUGGACCAGGGCCCUGACUGGGAACGGGGCUUCCACCGAAUAAACAUUUAUGAAGUUAUGAAGCCCCCAGCAGAGAUGGUGCCUGGACACCUCAUCACACGACUACUGGACACCAGACUAGUCCACCACAAUGUGACACGGUGGGAAACUUUUGAUGUGAGCCCUGCGGUCCUUCGCUGGACCCAGGAAAAGCAGCCCAACUAUGGGCUGGCCAUUGAGGUGACUCACCUCCACCAGACACGGACCCACCAGGGCCAGCAUGUCAGGAUUAGCCGAUCGUUACCUCAACAGAGUGGAGAUUGGGCCCAGCUUCGGCCCCUCCUGGUCACUUUUGGCCAUGAUGGCCGGGGCCAUACCUUGACCCGACGCCGGAGGGCCAAGCGCAGUCCCAAGCAUCACCCUCAGCGGUCCAGGAAGAAGAGUAAGAACUGCCGCCGCCAUUCCCUCUAUGUGGACUUCAGUGACGUGGGCUGGAAUGACUGGAUCGUGGCCCCGCCAGGCUACCAGGCCUUCUACUGCCAUGGGGACUGUCCUUUUCCACUGGCAGACCACCUCAACUCAACCAACCACGCCAUUGUGCAGACCCUGGUCAACUCUGUCAAUUCCAGCAUCCCUAAGGCCUGUUGUGUCCCCACUGAACUGAGUGCCAUUUCCAUGCUGUAUCUGGAUGAGUAUGACAAGGUGGUGUUGAAAAAUUAUCAGGAGAUGGUGGUGGAGGGGUGUGGAUGCCGCUGAGAUCAGGCAGUCUUGAGGGGACACACACACACACACACACACACGCACACACACACACGUGCACACACACUCACACACACUCACACUCACACACACACGUUCUCAUCCGACCACCCACACACACCACACAGACUGCUUCCUUAUAGCUGGACUUUUAUCUUAAAAACAAAAAAGAAAGAAAGAAAGAAAAAAAAAACCUAAACAUUCACCUUGACCUUAUUUAUGACUUUACGUGCAAAUGUUUGACCAUAUUGAUCAUAUAUUUUGACAAAAUAUAUUUAUAACUACAUAUUAAAAGAAAAUAAAAUGAGUCAUUAUUUUAAAGAUAAA
This is a messenger RNA of Meriones unguiculatus (Mongolian gerbil), 1968 nucleotides long. It is a transcript of the gene Bmp4, whose product is annotated as bone morphogenetic protein 4. NCBI's taxonomy places the organism in Eukaryota, Metazoa, Chordata, Mammalia, Rodentia, Muridae. Gene Ontology annotation, molecular function: BMP receptor binding; growth factor activity; cytokine activity. Gene Ontology annotation, biological process: SMAD protein signal transduction; BMP signaling pathway; negative regulation of apoptotic process. The record is from RefSeq and is a predicted model, not a curated record. The coding region runs from base 409 to 1638 and encodes 409 amino acids. The transcript is spliced from 4 exons. Gene Ontology annotation, cellular component: extracellular region.